AUCAAGAUGAAACGUGGUGAACAUCAAAUACCGGAGUUGUCAUUUCGAAUGGGAAGAUAACAGCGCUGAUAGAAAUCGAACGUGGUUGUUCUGCCACACUAACAGUCAAGCGCGUGCGCGCAGGCAGCUGGUCUUCAACCGGCGCCUGUCACAGACUGACAGAGCGAGGCGACUUCUCAGUUGCACGCGCUCCCCUCUCGUCCUCCGUCGAUAUCAAGCGUUCCUCUGCCUUGCUUAUUAUUUAUUUAUGAGUAGCCUAACUUAGAAAAAGAAACAGAGGCAGCAACCGUAUUGCAAUACCAAUACAAAUAACAAGUCCAAGGAAGGAGGGGAUAACGGGGGAAAAGACGGGGAAAGAGAGAGAAAAUGCAGUUUUUCUGACGUGUGGACGUUUCUCAUGUCUUCCUUUAUUAUAUAAUAUUUACAGCGUGUCUUUUCUUUCUUUGUUUCAACUUAAAGAGGGAAAUCAACAACAUAAGGUAGACUUCAGUAUUAAAAACAAAACAACUCCAAGACAAGCCACGAGUGAUGCUUUCUCGUCUUCUGUCGUCUUCUCUCCUCUUCUCUUCUUUUCUAUUCUCUACUCUCCUCUUCUCUCCUCUCCUCUUCUUUUCUCUCCUCUCCUCUUCUCUCCUCUCUUUUCUCUCGACGCAACCCAAUGGAAUAUUUGUAUAUACUUGGUCGAUGGAUGUGCAACUUCUUUAUACCCAGGAGAAUUCGCCCAUCUCCUUUUUUCACCGGAAGAUUUCUCCCGCUGUUGGUCUUCCUCCAUGGCUUCGCCUUGCAUCCGGACCCGUGCCUCUCCCACCCCCAGCCAUGUCACAUCCUGGCUCGGAUCGGACACGCGGUUCGUCUCGGUGCUCUGCUUCCCACCGGACAACCAGCAAGGGUACAGAACGCUCUGAACAGAGCCUUGACCAGCCUGAAGCACCGGGCUGGAGAAGGCAUCCCGCCUCUUCUGCCCUACAACCUCACCCUGGAGGUGGUGUCUCGGUCCCCGUCUGGUGGCGACCCUGUCUCCCUGUCCAGGUGUGUGUGUCAGGAGCUGGUUGUGCGAGGGGUGACAGGUGUCCUGGCCUUCCCUCGUUCACCAGAAGAACUCAUCCACAUCGACUUCCUGUCCUCCUUCCUGGAAAUACCUUUUAUAUCACUACUGGAGGACCUAGAACCACUCAGAGUUAAGGAGGAACCGCCCCUGCACUGCAGAGUAGGGGCCGUGACACCCCCCUCCUUAAAAUGA
This is a messenger RNA of Oncorhynchus keta (chum salmon), 1240 nucleotides long. RefSeq names its product glutamate receptor ionotropic, NMDA 3B-like. The coding region runs from base 659 to 1240 and encodes 193 amino acids. The record is from RefSeq and is a predicted model, not a curated record. NCBI's taxonomy places the organism in Eukaryota, Metazoa, Chordata, Actinopteri, Salmoniformes, Salmonidae. The transcript is spliced from 3 exons.